CGUAUGAAUUAUUAAAUAACCCCACGGUAUAUUUUUUGUUGAUAAUACAUUUUUAAAACAAAAAUUAAUGCCUCUAUACCGAGGAGGGUAGAAUAAGAACGGAGGGAGCAUGUCGUAUGCUUUCAAUGGUACGGUUUUGGCCCAAAAUCAACUACCGCAAACACCGUUUACGAUCGGUCUGUCGACUGUGCGCAUGUGCGAGCUGGCUACAAACUCGAGAAAAGCCCAUCGUACUCCAUGGGCGUACAUCUCAGUUAUUUUGUUCCAUCACGUGCUGUGUAUCUUUAUACUUUGAGCCGUUUUGUUUUUAAUAAAUUCCACAUGGUGAACUGCAAACUUUGUAAGUCGUGGAAUGGUAGUAAACAAUGUGUGAAAGACAGACUUAGUUUUCAUAAACAAAGAAGCAGUUCUUAUAAAAUGUUAAUUGUAACAUUCGGGGUGUUGUCUUUAACCCUCAUCUUGGUAUACUACAAAUGGAGACACCAGUACUGGAGACGAAAAAACGUACCUUUUUUGACACCAAGCAUACCAUUUGGUAACCUGAAGAAUCCUUUCAACCUCAAAGAAAAUGUUGGCGAAACGAUUCACACGAUCUACAAUGAAAUGAAAAAGCGGAAAUGGAAGCACGGAGGGAUAUACCAAUUUACGUCUCCUGUUUAUGUUGUCCUUGAUUUAGAGUACGUCAAAAACAUACUAACGAAAGAUUUUGAUCACUUCAUAGAUCGUGGGUUUUACUAUAACGAGAAAGAUGACCCCCUUAGUGCCCACCUUUUUGCUCUCGGUGGCUCAAAAUGGCGAAAUUUGAGACACAAAAUUAGCCCCACUUUCACUUCUGGGAAAAUGAAGCUCAUGUUUCCAAGUAUGGUGGAAUGUGCAAAAAAUCUGGAAGAAAGACUUCGUGUAGAAUUCGAGAAAAACGAACCAAUAGACAUCAGAGAGGUUCUGGCUUGCUAUACGACCGAUAUUAUAGGUAGCUGCGCUUUUGGUUUAGAUAUUAAAUCUUUCAAAGAUUCCAAUUCCCCGUUUAGAGUGUACGGGAGGAAAGUUUUCGCUGAGACAAAUGCUAUUAAGAUGACUUUCGCAACAACUUUUCCUGAUUUUUCGCGUAAGUUGAGACUUAUUUUAAGUCCUAACGAUGCAACAGAAUUUUUUCUCAAUGUUGUUAAGGAGAAUGUCAGCUACAGAGAAAAAAAUUCGUAUUUUCGUAACGACUUUAUACAACUACUGACCGAAAUAAAGAACAAACGCAAGUGCGAUGAAACAGACAACUUAACCGUUGAAGAAAUAGCAGCCCAGUGUUUUGUCUUCUUUUUGGCAGGUUUUGAAACCUCAUCCAAUACUAUGGCUUAUGCGUUUUACGAACUUGCUCGUCAUCAGGAUGUUCAGGACAAACUUAGAGACGAAAUUCAAACGGUUAUGAAAAGACAUGAUGGAAAAAUUUCCUACAGUUCGCUACAAGAACUGAAAUACAUGGACCAAGUCCUAGACGAAACACUGAGAAAAUAUCCAACGCUUUUCUCCAUAACUCGACGGUGCAUUAAAGACUACAAAAUUCCAGAUGAAAAUAUUAUUAUUGAGAAAGGUACAACAGUGGUCAUUUCUGCUCUUGGUAUCCAUUACGAUGAAGAAUAUUAUCCGGACCCUCAGAAGUUUGAUCCUGAACGGUUUUCUGAAGAAAAUAAGAAGAGUAGACAUCAAUAUGCCCAUCUUGCGUUUGGUGGAGGCCCUAGAAGAUGUAUAGGGAUGCGGUUUGGGGUUAUGGAAGCAAAAAUUGGAUUCAUUUCUUUGCUGAAAGAGUAUAAAUUUACUGUUAACCAGAAAACCGAAGACCCUUUAAAGAUGAAAGUGAAUUCUUUCGUUGUGGCACCACAGGGGGAAAUUUGGUUGAAUGCAGAGAAACUUCAAAUACCCAUUUAGUUAUAAAAUGUUUAUGUUAAAAGUAUCAUUAUUAUUAUUAAUAAAUAUAUACGUUCGAGUAGAA
Zophobas morio is the source of this 1981-nucleotide messenger RNA. Its product is annotated as probable cytochrome P450 6a23. The coding region runs from base 238 to 1917 and encodes 559 amino acids. The record is from RefSeq and is a predicted model, not a curated record. Gene Ontology annotation, molecular function: oxidoreductase activity, acting on paired donors, with incorporation or reduction of molecular oxygen; monooxygenase activity; iron ion binding. The transcript is spliced from 3 exons. NCBI's taxonomy places the organism in Eukaryota, Metazoa, Arthropoda, Insecta, Coleoptera, Tenebrionidae.